CAUCAGGAUCAAUCGCCUCACGCUUUCGGUUCCUAAUCCAACCACCUCCACCAUCACCUCCGUGCUCCCCGUGCCACGCUUGACGCUUCCCCUGUCCGUCCGAGAGCUCCACCAGCUAGCAGCCAUGGACGGCAAGGGCUACACCACACCGCCGACCGCGCCUGCGCCACAGGCCGAGGCAGGAGCGCCUCACUUCUAUCCCCCGACGGAGCACGGCACCGCGCCACAGCCGGGAUCGCAGGUCUCCUAUCCCCCGAUGCCAAAGGCCAUGGAUGGCCAGGACGCCGCCGCGCCACAGCCGGGAGCGCCGCCGCACCCGUCCUCCCCACUCACGCAGCAGGCCAUGGAGCUGGAGGGCAAGUACGCCGCCCCACAGCCGGGCACUGGAGCUACGCCGUCCCCCCUGACGCAGCAAGCCGUGGACGGCAAGGACGCCGCCCCGACACCGCCCGCCGAGUCGGCGCGGUGGGGUACGAGGCAGAUGGGUCCGCCAGCGGCGCCGGGGGCGCAUCCCGAGAACCAGCAGGCAGCGCAGUGGACGGCCACGCGCGGGGACCAGGAGCUGCCGCCGUACGUCAUAAUGGGGGCACCGGAGCCGGCGCCGGCGGCGUCGGCGCGGCGGACUGACAAGGAGGCCAGGGACAGCCCCAUGGAGCACAUCCUCGACUUCUUCAACACCUGGAGCCGCAAGGCCGAGGAGCUCUCCUCCAACAUCUGGCUCAACCUGAAGACGGCGCCGUCCAUGUCGGACGCGGCGAUGGGGAAGCUGAGCCUGGGGGCGAAGGCGAUCACGGGGGGCGGCUUCGAGAAGCUCUACAAGCAGACCUUCGGCUCCGGCCCCGACGAGCACGUGAAGAAGACGUUCGCCUGCUACCUCUCCACGGCCACGGGCCCCGUCGCCGGCACGCUCUACCUCACCAACACCAACGUCGCCUUCUGCAGCGACCGCCCGCUCUCCUUCGCCGCGCCGUCCGGCCAGACCGCCUGGAGCUACUACAAGGUCAUGAUCCCGCUCGCCAAGCUCGCCGCCGUCGAGCCCGUCACGGCCAAGGAGAGCCCGCCCGAGAGGUACAUCCACAUCGUCACCGUCGACGCGCACGACUUUUGGUUCAUGGGCUUCGUCAGCUACGACAAGGCCGUGCGCCAUCUGGGCGGGGCCGUCUCCUCGUCGCAGCACCACGGCGCCGCGCCGGCGCCGGCGCCGGCACCGACCUACGAGUGAUCGGCUGAUUGCCGCCGUGUACGUGUGUCCGUGGCUCUCUGCUUUUGAUUGCCGUGUGUGUGCUCUGCUUUUUGCGCGGAUCUGUUUAGUGAGUGCUUGUGUAGUGGAUGUCCGUGUGAUUAUGUAUUGUUGUCUAUACGCUUUUGUCGAAAUUUAACGCGAUCUUCUUAAUUUCCUUCAAA
Hordeum vulgare subsp. vulgare (domesticated barley) is the source of this 1404-nucleotide messenger RNA. Its product is annotated as GEM-like protein 5. The transcript is spliced from 2 exons. Bases 125 to 1222 code for a protein of 365 amino acids. NCBI's taxonomy places the organism in Eukaryota, Viridiplantae, Streptophyta, Magnoliopsida, Poales, Poaceae. The record is from RefSeq and is a predicted model, not a curated record.